AUGGGAAAUCCUGAAGUAAAGAUCCGUGAUGUAUGGGCAAACAAUUUGGAGGAGGAAUUUGCCUGCAUUCGGGAAUUGAUAGUCGAUUACCCAUUUGUAGCGAUGGAUACUGAGUUUCCUGGAGUUGUUGCCACUCCUUUAGGGCAGUUCAAAAGUAAAGAAGAUUUCAAUUACCAACAGGUUUCCUGCAAUGUAAAUAUGCUAAAACUCAUCCAAGUGGGGUUUACCAUUUUGAAUAAGGAGGGUCAGCUGCCACCAACUGGUGAUGUUUGGCAGUUUAACUUCCAGUUCUCGCUGAAUGACGACAUGUAUUCUGAAGAUAGCGUUGACCUCUUGACAAAAGCUGGAAUUGAUUUUAAUAGACAUGUUGUAGAAGGGAUAAAAAUGGCCGAUUUUGGUGAGUUGUUGACCACCUCAGGAUUAAUUGUUGAUGACCAUAUAACUUGGAUAACAUUCCACAGCGGAUACGAUUUUGGUUACUUAAUGCGCACAAUUAUGUUACAAGAACUACCUAAGGAAGAAUCUCAGUUUUUUCAAUACCAUAAAACGCUCUUCCCCAGAAGUUAUGACAUCAAAAUGCUCAUGAAGCAACCAGGACCGAUGAAUGCUAAGCUGAAAGGCGGUCUGCAGGAGGUCGCUGAUCAGUUACAAGUUGUUCGGUAUGGACAAAAGCACCAAGCUGGAUCGGAUUCGUUAUUGACCGCUCAGACUUUUUUUAGAAUUAAAGAACGAUUUUUCAAAGGCAAUUGGGAUCAGGUAGCCGCAAACGUUGAGGGACAUUUAUAUGGUCUUGGUAACACACUCUCAUCCUCUCCAUUCAUCCAAAACAUGGACGUCCAUCCUGCCGAAUUGCCAAAUCAGCCUUCUCCUGAUACCUCAUUCAACGAACAGUGA
Enterobius vermicularis (human pinworm) is the source of this 894-nucleotide messenger RNA. The record is from the annotation of a GenBank genome assembly. NCBI's taxonomy places the organism in Eukaryota, Metazoa, Nematoda, Chromadorea, Rhabditida, Oxyuridae.